This is a messenger RNA of Sycon ciliatum, 2711 nucleotides long. RefSeq names its product ephrin type-A receptor 4-B-like. NCBI's taxonomy places the organism in Eukaryota, Metazoa, Porifera, Calcarea, Leucosolenida, Sycettidae. Gene Ontology annotation, biological process: protein phosphorylation. The record is from RefSeq and is a predicted model, not a curated record. Gene Ontology annotation, molecular function: protein tyrosine kinase activity; ATP binding.
UGAUACCUGAUCCUGUGGAAAUGCGUGAGCGUGGUCAAGCAGAGAACAUCCUCUACGAAAAUCCUAACGAUGCUGGCCAAGGUGAAGGAGCGGAUAACUAUGCAGCUCCAGGCGAAGUGAAUCGUGAGCGCAUGAGCACUGCGUACGCCUCCGACGGACCCGAAGCCUAUGCUCAGCCAGAACCCAUGGAGACUUUCGCAGCUGCUCCGCCACCUGCUGUGGAAGAGAGCGAUGGAGCUCUGUAUGCCAUGCCGGAGGCACCCAGAUACACCCCAGCGCCCGCUCCACCUCAACCGACACCAGCCGAUACAGACAACACAUAUGACAUGAUGAAAAGACCCCCACUUCAAUCCAAACCUGGACCUAAAACUGCUGAAACCCAACCAGACGUGAAUGUGGCUGAUGGUGGAGACACGUAUGCCUGUCUCAAGAAGGACGAGAUCACCAGGGAGGUACGACCACAACCCGCACCCAAGCCACUGGGCAUGAGCCGUGAAGACCUACAGCUGGAAGAAGACAUUGAUGACCUGGAAGCACAACUGAACUUUUCUAGCAGUAAGCCAUCCAAGCCCAAGAAGCCACAGAAGCCGACUGCGGCCAAGAAGAAGGAGCCGGAGCAAGAUCUGUACGGUGUACCAUGCAAGGCCAAAUCCGACCCCGCCAAAAGCAGUGAAGACCUCACAGUUGACGCUGGCCCACAGGUGCAGACUCAGAUUUCAUCUGCUGACAUCCAGCUUCUAGCGACGAUCAAAUCCGGUGCCGUCACUUCUCUACACACAGGAAACUGGAAACAGAAGGAUGGAGGAGCCAUGGUGAAGGUUGUUGCCAAGAAGUUGAUUACAACCACUGCCAAGAAGGCGCGGGCUGACCUGCGUCAAGAAGCUCGCACCCUGGGUCGUUUCUUCCAUCGCAACGUUGUAGAGCUGUAUGGUGUUGUGGAUGAGAAGCGUCAGCUUAUGUUGGUGAUGGAAGCCUUCCAAGGAACGCUGGCUGAUUAUCUUCCCACCAUGGGAAAGAAUGACCCCUCCUGCACUACUCAGUUCAUGAUGUUCAUCAAGGACAUUGCUGCCGGAAUGCAGCACAUCUCAGAGCUCAACCACGUCCAUAAGAAUCUCUCAAGCGCAGUCGUGUAUCUGAGUGCAAACCAGACGUGCAAGAUUGGUGGCUUCGACAUUGUGGAUCAAGACCUUGGUGAAUACGUGAACAAGGAGGUUGUUGCUCAGAUGGCUUUCACCGCGCCAGAGGCUCUGGACAAGAACGAUUUCACUACGGCCAGCGACGUGUGGAGCUUCGCCUUUGUCAUCACGGAGGUGUUCACAUUCGGAGCUCAGCCAAAGGAGGACAUGAUGUCGGGAAAGAUAUUGGGACAGAGCAAGGUGAUUUAUCGUCCACAGCAGCCCACGCUUUGCCCGGACGCACUCCACAUGCUGCAGGAGCAAUGCUGGGACAGCAUCUCUUCCAACCGUCCGAAUUUCAAAGCCAUCAUUGAGCUUCUUGACUCAAUCUGACCCUGCAGCCGCGGUUCAACUGCUAACAGCAAUACAAUCGCAGUACAAGCUAAACACAGUCUCCCCACCAAGUAAUGUUACUGGACAACAUGAUGCAUUCUAAGCUUGGAUUCUCUAUCCUUUUUUUGUUUUGAUUUUAUCGUUCUCUAUUUUCAAUUUUCGUUGUUUUCGAUCUUCUUUGUUCGCAAUUUAAGUGUUUUCAAUCUGCUUUUCAAAAUCUUCUUUGUAUUGUAUUCCAUUUUUUGCUCUCAAUCUGCAUUUUUGGUGUGGCACCUUGCCUUCAUAAUGUUACAUUUUCAUUGCCUGCAGCUUGGGCUUCAACAGGCCACCCUAUGCAUAAUGCACCUUGCCCAUGCCUAUCCCUAAUUUCGCAUGCCAUUUCGGAUAUCACCGUGAUGCUGAUAUUGUGCAUGUACAUGUAGUAUGGCAAUGCCCUCUCGGUGCAUUUUUACGUGUACGACUCCUCUGAAUAAAUCUUUAAACAAUUAAACCAGAAAAAAAGCUAGCAAGCCUUCAUUUCCUUAGCAGCAACAAUUCUCCAGCACAUAUUUUUAAAAGUUUUAGGAUCCUUCCAAUUAAUAUUUCUUCCUCAUUGAACCACCUCUGGACAGGCAUUUCUCAUAUCCUAUCCCAGUCGUGCAAGCAAGUCGAUCAUGACGCGGUCGAAGCCAUUCAUUCAUAGCUUGCGCUUGCCGUGCAUAAUUUCAAGCUGCGUUGGCAACAAUAUCUUUUAAAAAAUGUCGCAUCAUAUUUUCAUUUUUCAUGGCUUGUACUCGAUCGAUUCCCAUUUCUAUCCACGACAUUCACCCUCUUCGCAUUCAAAUAUUCAAGUGUUUUCUAUGUUCCUCUGUCACUUCAUUGAUAAGAAAUUCAUCACAAAACUCCUGUCCUUUUCAUAUUUUCGUUUUUCAUGGGUACCGUACUCGAUCGAUUCCCAUUUCUAUCCACGACAUUCACCCUCUUCGCAUUCAAAUUUUCAGUUGUUUUCUAUGUUCCUCUGUCACUUCAUUAAUUAAAAAAUUCAUCACAAAUCUCACUGUCCUUUUCAUAUUUUCAUUUUUCAUGGCUUGUACUCGAUCGAUUCCCAUUUAUAUCCAAGACAUUCACCCUCUUCGCAUUCAAAUUUUCAGUUGUUUUCUAUGUUCCUCUGUCACUUCAUUAAUAAAAAAUUCAUCACAAAACUCACUGUCCUUUUAUAGCUGG